Molecule: messenger RNA, 3322 nt
Organism: Cydia fagiglandana
Lineage: Eukaryota; Metazoa; Arthropoda; Insecta; Lepidoptera; Tortricidae
Product: mitochondrial fission process protein 1
Exons: 5
Coding region: 306-758 (150 amino acids)
Biological process (GO): mitochondrial fission
Cellular component (GO): mitochondrion
Source: RefSeq, a predicted model, not a curated record
UCAAAAAGAUUAGAAGAUUAGUCUCAAAAUUACAAAAUAUGUAACAUAUUUCACUUAAACCCGUAUCAAAACAAUCACAUACUCAACCCUAAUCCUUUCUUUACAUAAAACUCCAAAAGGAAAUUGUCUAAAAGCCAAAUAUGGAUUGAAAACUGUUACCUAACAUCUGUUAGCGUAAAUGAUCUUAAUAAUAAAUAAAUUAAUGUAUGAGACAGCCUUGAAGGUUGUCAAUGAAUUGAACUAGUCCAGGCCGCCUCGGGGGCACGACGGAAGUUGAUUUGGUCCUGAUAUAAUACCAUUUAAGUAUGGUUUAUAAUAGGGACUUUUUCCGCGAUACCAAAGUGCGGUAUUUAGGCUACGCCAACGAAGUAGGCGAGGCGCUCAGGCCAGUGAUCUCCAGGAAUGCGGUGAACUUCAGCUACAAGGUGGCCGGGGCUUAUGUGCUCGCUGACACUGCUGACAAGAGUUUGAAGACGUUAUGGAGGGAGGGCAGCAUCACAAGCGUGAUACUCAGCACCGGCGACGCCCUCAUCUGGCAGACCCUGGCCUCCAUUGUCAUACCCGGAAUCACUAUCAACAGGAUCGUCUUCUACACAGGCCGAGCACUGAAAGGUAGACCGGUGACUCCGGCGGUGCAGCGGUUCGCCCCCGUCGCGGUCGGUCUGGCCUGCAUCCCAAUAAUAGUUACUCCGAUCGACCGGGCUGUCUCCUUGUUCAUGAAUGUCACAUACAGACUUAUCUUUGGACACCACCCUUAAACUACACAGUCUACUUACUAUUCAGUCAGCAUCACAAGAAAACAUCAGAACUGCAGAUUAGAUCUGUUAAAUAACAAAAAUGAUAGUGAUAAUAAGAUUAGAUUUAAAACUGAUGAUAGAUGUAGAAUAAAAUGCAUUUAGACACGCACUAGGAAUUGCUUAAAAGCUUAGGUUACAGAUUUUAGUCCGCGCUUUAUAAAAUUCAACGCCGUACACAAUAUAGUAGAGAUGCAACGGAUAGUUGUUUGGCCGGAUACCGGAUAUCCGGCCUGGACACGGCCUAAUAUCCGGUAUCCGGCUGCCGGAUAUUCGGCCGGCGGUUUUUCAGGUGCGCAUUCUGCAGGUUUGACCUGUUUCCUAGUAAACGUUCGCGAGGACUCAUUUCUAGGUUUGAAAUGAGUGCGCGUGCAAGUCAGUGGAAUGAUUAAAUUGUUUUACAAUAAUAAUUCAGUACGAUUAUGACCGUGUCUGUUUCUUAAAUCCAAUUUGUUUACUCCGAAAUCAAGCAAUGUUAUUAUCCGGUAUCCGGCCGGAUAGAAGGUCACUAUCCGGUAUCCGGCCGGAUAGAAGGUCACUAUCCGGUAUCCGGCCAGAUAGUAAAAUAAUGGCCGGAUAGGCCGGAUACCGGAUAGUAACCGGAUAACCGGUGCAUCUCUACAAAAUAGACUAUUUAUUUAAUCAUCGAGCUAUAAUACAAAUGUUAGAUGUUACUAUUACAAAAUCUCAAGAGUUUAACACAUUCGUAAAAAAACUCCUGUCAGUAUUGUAUUAGCAAUUUCGAUGAAACUAAAAUUUUGUCUUACAUCUAAUCAAAGAGUCUUAAACUUACCUUUUACAGGGAAAUCAAAGGAGUUCCCUUUAAAGCAAAUUGGCAUAUUUAUGACUGAGUGUUCCCCUAAGCUCUCUAUUAGUAAUUGCUGUGAUAAUUUUGAUAAUUCCAUAGGAUUUGACACGCUUGUGAAAUGUAUGUUGCUAUUUGACAUUAUUCGAAUUAUUUUUGUAAUCUCUAAGCUCGUUGGUUACCUCUGCACCCCACACUAGCGUCUUUUGAGCGUCGGCGUCUAUAGUUUGUUUUUUUUAGCAUUAGAAAGAACUUCGCAGAAGUAAGCUUGUGGCUCCAAAUCCGGCACUUUUAGCGGUAACAAUUAACGGUUAUAUGUAUUCACCUGCUACAUUAGAUAAUUAAAUAAUUAUUAACACUUAAAGAGCCUGAUAAAAACUGUACGCUUGCUUCUGUGGGGUUCUUUCUAAUGCUAAAAAAAAGGACUAUAGUCAGCGCUAUCGUUGCGUCGAGCAGCAGCCAUAGAGUUAGACGCCGACUCUCGGAAGACGCUAUAAUAGUGUGAGGUGGCCCUAUAACCUGGCGCGCCAAUGAUGGUCCCUAUGACUGACAGUUAUUUUUUACACAACUGCCUAAAAAAAGGAGUGUAUUAUUUUCAGCGUUCAUGUUUGUGACUUCGGAUUUAGAUGUAUAAUAUAGCGUUGGAAUCCUUACGUCAUCCCGGGUGACAUAGGCUAUGUGACGUCACAAUAAAAAACAGCAAUCGUGUUUUUAUUUUAUUUUUAAUUUAUUUAUUGUAUCUCCUUUAUUUAUUUAUUUAUUAUUAAUUUAUUUUUAUUUUAUUAUAAUAUGGAGCAGCUGUUACUGCUUUAUACUUGUCCAAAGGCUAUGAGCAACUCAUAGGAUCCAUAUAUCAUAGAUGCGUCAGGUAUAGUUUGCGAUUGGCAUACAGUUUGUAUACAGUAUGCAUUUGAUUUUCUACAAGAUCAUAGAGGUGGCUUAACAAUAUGUUAGUAAUUUUAAUAUUAUGAGGAACAUUUUUCUUACACGUCUUUUCCAAAAUGCCAUUAAAAUAAAAACUACAAGUAUUUAACUAAAAUAAAACAUAUAAUAUUCCAAAUAUUUUUAAAUAGUUUUGAUACGUCUUCGCAAACAUUUAUUAAAAUUAUCAACAAUAUGCGACAUGUAAAAAAAUAGAAUUUGCAUAUAAAGAAAAUCAAAUGUAUAAUCUGUCAAUCACCUACUAGAACUAUUUUAUCUGUAGGCGUGUUAUUGUUAAAACGUAAUAGAAAAUGCAAUUAGAUUUCGCAAAAUUAGUAAAAAUUGCAACAUAUAUAGAAAACGCUUGUAGAUCAUGACAAAUAAAUAAUAGUAGGUGCAUUGAGUUAGAACAUGACACUCGGGAGGGGGUCGAAAGACCCCCUGCAAACAUGCAAAGUAUGUUUAGUUACGAAAAUACACUAGUUGUCGCAGCGAAAGUGUUAAGAUAUAAAAUCGAUGAAAAAAUAUCAAAUGUAACAACUAUUAAAUUAAGUAAAUGAAAAAAAGGUAUUAUGUAUUCAUUACAAAAAUGUUAAGCCAUACUUAAAUUAAAUAUUAUUAUAUAACCGAUAUUUUGUUGACAUUUUUGAACGAAUCUCAUUUAAAUGCUCUGUUUUAUUUAAAGUGUAUUUGGAAUUAUUCGAAUACACCUUAUAUUAUUUAAUUAUACAUAUACACCUAGGUAUAGUAUUUAAAUUAGCUAUAGUAUUGUUACCGUUGAUUAAUAAAUGUGCUGUUUAAA